AUGUCUACCGAAGCUGCUGGUUUGCAAACAGCGCAGUUUAAUGAGGGCACUCCUGUUGAUCUCCAUUCAACAGUGAGCAACAACUCACAGCUCUCUACUCCAUCCAACAAGGCCUCGAGAGAUGAAUUGAAAGACGUCCGUUUCCCUGAAAAGGUCGUCGAUGAGAUGAAUGAUAUCCCAAAGAAACCUGCCUCCGCUUAUGUCACCGUUUGUAUUCUAUGUUUGUGUGUCGCUUUCGGUGGUUUUGUUUUCGGUUGGGAUACUGGUACCAUUUCUGGUUUCGUCAACCAAACUGAUUUCAAGAGAAGGUUUGGUGAAUGGUCUAACACUGACCAGGAUUACUAUUUAUCAAACGUGAGAACUGGUUUAAUCGUUUCUAUUUUCAACAUCGGUUGUGCUUUUGGUGGUAUUACCUUAUCCAAAAUUGGUGAUGUUUAUGGUCGUAAGAUGGGUCUAACCGUUGUGGUUUUGGUUUACGUUGUUGGUAUUAUUAUCCAAAUUGCAUCCAUUAACAAGUGGUACCAAUAUUUUAUCGGUAGAAUUAUCUCCGGUUUGGGUGUUGGUGGUAUUGCUGUCUUGUCGCCAAUGUUGAUUUCUGAGACCGCCCCUAAGCAUUUAAGAGGUACUCUUGUUGCCUGUUACCAAUUGAUGAUUACAGCUGGUAUCUUUUUGGGUUACUGUACUAACUACGGUACCAAGAACUACUCUAACUCUGUUCAAUGGAGAGUUCCAUUGGGUCUAUGUUUUGCGUGGGCUAUUUUCAUGAUCGUCGGUAUGUCGUUUGUGCCAGAAUCCCCACGUUACUUGGUUGAAAACGGUAAGAUUGAAGAAGCAAGACGCUCUGUUGCUAGAUCCAACAAAGUCAGCAUUGAAGACCCUGCGGUUCAAGCUGAAAUUGAUUUGAUUGCUGCUGGUGUUGAAGCUGAAAAGCUAGCUGGAUCUGCUUCUUGGGGUGAAUUGUUCUCUACCAAGACUAAGGUCUUGCAACGUUUAAUUAUGGGUAUCAUGCUUCAAUCUUUGCAACAACUUACUGGUGAUAACUAUUUCUUCUACUAUGGUACCACCAUUUUCAAGUCUGUUGGUUUGUCUGAUUCGUUCCAAACAUCUAUUGUCAUUGGUAUUGUGAACUUUGCAUCUACUUUUGUUGGUAUUUACACUGUUGAAAGAUUCGGUCGUCGUAGAUGUCUACUAUGGGGUGCUGCGUCCAUGACUGCUUGUAUGGUAAUUUAUGCAUCUGUUGGUGUCACCAGAUUAUGGCCAGACUCAAGCAACCAUGAUAUUUCCUCCAAGGGUGCUGGUAACUGUAUGAUUGUCUUCACAUGUUUCUACAUUUUCUGUUUUGCCACCACCUGGGCUCCAAUCGCAUAUGUGAUUGUUUCUGAAUCUUUCCCAUUGAGAGUGAAGUCCAAGUGUAUGGCCAUUGCUACCGGUUCCAACUGGGUCUGGGGUUUCUUGAUUGGUUUCUUCACCCCAUUCAUUACCUCCGCAAUCAACUUCUACUACGGUUACGUCUUUAUGGGAUGUUUGGUAUUCAUGUUCUUCUACGUGUUCUUCUUCGUUCCUGAGACAAAGGGUUUGACUUUGGAAGAAGUGCAAGAGAUGUGGGAAGAGGGUGUGUUGCCAUGGAAAUCAGACUCCUGGGUGCCACCAUCCAGAAGAGGUGCCGACUACAAUGCUGAGGCUCUACAGCACGACGAUAAACCAUGGUACAAGAGAAUGCUAUAA
This is a messenger RNA of Lachancea fermentati, 1725 nucleotides long. Lineage: Eukaryota; Fungi; Ascomycota; Saccharomycetes; Saccharomycetales; Saccharomycetaceae. The record is from the annotation of a GenBank genome assembly.